Necator americanus (New World hookworm) is the source of this 1830-nucleotide messenger RNA. RefSeq lists its product as uncharacterized. The transcript is spliced from 10 exons. Gene Ontology annotation, biological process: regulation of transcription by RNA polymerase II. The coding region runs from base 1 to 1830 and encodes 609 amino acids. Gene Ontology annotation, cellular component: RNA polymerase II transcription regulator complex. Gene Ontology annotation, molecular function: RNA polymerase II cis-regulatory region sequence-specific DNA binding; DNA-binding transcription factor activity, RNA polymerase II-specific. The record is from RefSeq and is a predicted model, not a curated record. Lineage: Eukaryota; Metazoa; Nematoda; Chromadorea; Rhabditida; Ancylostomatidae.
AUGGCAGGUCUGAAAGUCAAAGAAUGCAGAACGAAAUUCCGCGUACGUGUGUCUAUGCAUGUUGGAGUGCGGACCAGGAAGAAGCUUUGCGAUGCAGACUCCUGCACAAAAUGCAUUCAGGACGAGGCAAACCAGGAGAAACGUCCGAGAAGGAAGCUGCUUUGUGAACUUCAACAAGAUCGCGAUAACGAGUGGACGUCAAGAGCGAAAGACUUUGGAAAGGAACCGCCAUAUGCGGUUAACGAGGAACCACCCACCGAACCGGAAGUUCAGGUCUGUAUCCAAAAGAUGAUGAAUGGAAAAUCUGGUGGAGAUGACGGAAUUAGCACAGAAAUGCUGAAAUAUCCUCCUCCGUCUGGGAUUCGUGAGAUGGCAAAGAUGAUCCGUUCAAUAUGGGUGAACAAGAAGAUCCUAGGAACUAUCGAGGAAUGUUUCUGCAAGGCUUCAGAACGGUUUAUGCUGGACCGACUUAUUACACAUCGCGAAGAAACAAAUCGCGACGAGAAACCAUGCGAGCAAGCAGGGUUUCGAAAAGGAUUCAGCACGAUUGACCACAUUCACACUGUUUCAAAACUCAUCGAGGUAUCACGAGAGUACAAGAUGCCGCUCUGUCUCACCUUCAUCGACUUAAAGAAGGCCUUGGACUCAGUUGAGACGGAAGCGGUCGUGGAAGCUUUGGACAACCAAGGCGUCCCUACUCAGUACAUAAAGGUACUUCGAGAGUUUUGCAGUAACUUUACGACCGGAAUUUCGCCAUUCCACAACAAGAUCGUCAUUGACAUGAAGAGGGGACUCCGACAGGGUGAUACAAUUUCACCCAAAAUAUUCACAGUUACCCUCGAGAACACAAUGCGAAAGUUGGAAUGGGACGACAUGGGAGUGAAGGUUGACGGUCAGCAGCUACACCAUUUGCGCUUUGCUGAUGACAUCGUACUGAUAACACCUAGCAUCAGCCAAGCGGAACGAAUGCUGACCGAAUUCGACGAAACAUGUGGAUGCAUCGGUCUUCAGCUGAAUCUACAAAAGACGAUGUUCAUGCGUAACGGAUGGGUCUCAAAUGCCCCAUUCACGCUCAACGGAACGAACAUAUCCGGAUACUCCAGCUAUGUAUAUCUAGGUCGGGAAAUGAUGAACGACCUGAUCCCCGAGCUGGGCAGGAGGAGACGAGCGGCUUGGGGAGCGUACAAGAGCAUCGAGGAUGUGGUGAAGAAGACCAGGAACACCCGGCUUCGUGCUUACCUCUUCAACACCACCGUACCUGCUUUGACCUAUGCUUCGGAAACCUGGGCAUUUCGCAAGCAGGAAGAAAACGCGAGUGUUCAGCUCAACAAACGCUUUCGAAGAAACUUUGUGCACCGCAAAUUCCGACUCCUCAUGAUAAUUUAUUCACCUCGUGUAUCCAAGAUUUUUGGUAUUGACAAUGGGACAGCUCACUGUUUCUUCAAAGAGGAAAAAAUGUUUGAUGCUAUUCCUAGUAUGGGUGCUACUGGUUGUCGCUUUCUUCAUCCAGUCAAGGCUCGACGGAAAUUAGCGCUUAAACGGACCGCAGCAUCCACAUGUCCGAAUACUGUGGUGUCAAUGCAGGAUACAACAGUUGUUGGAAGCCGAAGUGCACAUAAAUCAUUUCAUUCCAGUACCCGAUUGGACAAUUCACUACUUGUUACAACCAAGAAGUUUAUUGCACUGAAAAGUGCCAGUGAUACGGUGAAUCUCAAUGAUGCUGCAGAAAAGCUUAACGUACCAAAACGACGCCUAUAUGACAUCACCAAUGUGCUCGAGGGCAUCGAUCUUGUUGAAAAAAUAGGCAAGAAUAGUAUACGUUGGAAGUGA